AUGGACACGCAUAAUGUCCCCACGUUGGACCUUGGACUUUCAGAUGUGGUCAUCGGAAGGGAGCUGAGUCGCUCCGAACCUUCUUCAUUAUACGAAGCGCAGCUGUUCGGAAAGCCGUGCAUUAUGAAACUUUUUCACGACAAUGGAGACCCAGGCUAUACCAGAAAAGGUCGGGACUUGAAUCGCUUUCGCUGCGAGCUGAAGGCCUAUCAGAAUUUCCACGAAUUCGGCGUGUGCAACCGCGGCUUUGUUCCCGCAUUUUACGGCUACAUCGAUCGGCUUGACCCCUCUGCUUUCGACCCACCACUUCAUAACUUCAGCAGAGACAAACACAAACCACGCGCCAUUUUCCUCGAAUACCUGUCGGAAUCAGAAAGGCUGAACUGUCUGAAUUACUCACAAGACCUCAUUUGUCACGCGGUUCAAGGUCUAAAAGAGAUUCAUAAUGCUUUUGUCCACCAUCGUGAUAUCUACCCCAAGCAUAUGCUUGUUGUGCCUGGCGGAAGGAUAGUAUGGGUUGACUUCGAUGUUGCGACAACUUUCGGCGAUAUGGGUCCUCUCGAGAACGCCUACUGCGAAUAUGAAACCGAACUCGCGGAGAGCUUUGGGAAACUUUUGGCCGAGGACCAGAGGCGAGAGCUUCCCCCGAACACCAAGUAUUAUUGA
Molecule: messenger RNA, 666 nt
Organism: Penicillium cosmopolitanum
Lineage: Eukaryota; Fungi; Ascomycota; Eurotiomycetes; Eurotiales; Aspergillaceae
Exons: 3
Coding region: 1-666 (221 amino acids)
Biological process (GO): protein phosphorylation
Molecular function (GO): ATP binding; protein kinase activity
Source: RefSeq, a predicted model, not a curated record